AUGGGUAGCCUUAAAAUCCUUCCUUCGCCCAAAAUAAUCAGCAAACGUAAGACGAAAAAGGUUCUUGACGGCGGAGGGACGGCGGCGGCGGGGAAGGCGGCCGACACGCAGAGAGGUGGUUCUGAGAAUUGGUGUCCUCAGUGUGUGUCUGAGAGGGAGAAGGAGAAGAGGGUUUUGGGGUUUGGGACUUUGGGUCGCAGUUUCAGUCUCACCAAUAAGAGCAGUGCUAAGGUACGACGGGUUGCAGGGAAUUCAAAAGCCAACGGUUUCUUUUUCUUGCGGACACGUGGCGGAAAGCCCUGCUUCGCCGGAAAAGUCUCAACGCCCGCGGCCCAGAACGGAGUUCUGCUGAAAGAUAUGUUGUCUUUGCUUACAUCACCAUCGAUCAAUCGCACAUGGUUGCCAAAUGCUUCCACUCAGCUAGGUCUGUAUAGAUAUGGUCAAUUUCGAAGAAAUAUUCCCUUCAUUGUGAGGUCCGAGAAUGUGUCAACUUCUUCUUGCGAAGAUAGACCUGGACGCCGGCAACUCCUUGCCAUGGGGACAACACUUGCCCCAUGGUUAUUCUUUUCACAGCAAACUCCGACAACGUUUGCUGCAGAAACAAAGAAGGGAUUUCUGUCAGUCACAGAUAAGAAGGAUGGGUACACUUUUGUGUAUCCCUUUGGGUGGCAGGAGGUGGUCGUUGAAGGGCAAGACAAAGUCUUCAAAGAUGUUAUCGAACCUCUGGAAAGUGUCAGCGUAAACAUGAUCCCCACAGGCAAACAGGAUAUUCGUGAUUUUGGACCCCCGCAGGAGGUUGCGGAAACCUUGAUCAAAAAGGUCUUGGCUUCUCCAUCUCAAAAGACAAAGUUGAUUGAGGCAACAGAGCAUGAUGUGGAAGGGAAAGCGUAUUACACAAUUGAGUUCAUAGCGCAAGCUCCAAACUACACUCGUCAUGCUCUUAGUGCCGUCUGUAUUGGCAAUGGAAAAUUCUACACAUUGACAACAGGAGCAAACGAGAGGAGAUGGGAGAAGAUGAAAGAUAGACUGAAAACUGUGGUGGAUUCGUUCCAGAUUUUCAACGUCUGAUCGUGCAGUUCUGUCUUGUUCUUCACCAUAAUCAUCUUCAUGGCAGCAACACUUCCAUGGUAAAUUAUCUAACACUUGAGAGGAUAUUCCAUCUGUGUAGAUACGAGCAAUUUUCUCUGAACGACUUGAGUUUCUGCCGUCGUAUGAUGUACACAUGCUUUUGUUUUACGAUUUGUUCAAAGAUACGUGAGCUUUAAUUUUCUGUUCAGUUUACGCUGCAAGAUUCCUUUAUAAUCUGUAAGCUUUUUAUGUUUGGAUCGUA
This is a messenger RNA of Sesamum indicum (sesame), 1330 nucleotides long. It is a transcript of the gene PPL1, whose product is annotated as PsbP-like protein 1. Gene Ontology annotation, molecular function: calcium ion binding. The record is from RefSeq and is a predicted model, not a curated record. Gene Ontology annotation, biological process: photosynthesis. Gene Ontology annotation, cellular component: photosystem II oxygen evolving complex; photosystem II; extrinsic component of membrane. NCBI's taxonomy places the organism in Eukaryota, Viridiplantae, Streptophyta, Magnoliopsida, Lamiales, Pedaliaceae.